Messenger RNA from Didymodactylos carnosus, 1026 nucleotides. Lineage: Eukaryota; Metazoa; Rotifera; Eurotatoria; Philodinida; Philodinidae. The record is from the annotation of a GenBank genome assembly.
AUGGGACAAUCACAAUCGUCAAAGUUUGACAAAUAUUUUAGUUUAAUAUGUACAGAUAAUGUUGAUGAAUUACGUAAACAAUUAAACUCUCUGACAAAUGAACAAGCGAAUCUUAUCUGUAAUUUGCAUGAUAUUGACAAAGGAACGGGUACUACGCUGUUGAUGUAUGCCGCAUUCUAUGGUAAUGCAUUGAUAUGCAAAUUACUAAUUGACAAUGGAGCAAGUAAAGUUAAAUUAGAUUGUUCAAAACGAAAUGUAUUAUAUUAUUCCAUUGCUGGACAAUCCUAUAAUGUUGCCAAAUAUUUGAUGGAUACAUGCGAUGCAAACACAAAACAAACAUUUAUUAAUAACAUUGAUCAAAAUAAUGAAACUGCGUUACAUGAAGCGGUUAAAACUCAAAAUUUACAUUGUAUAGAUCUACUACUAAUAAAUCAUAUUGACGUCAAUGUUCUCAAUAAAGGUGGUAUCAGUGCAUUACAUAUAGCAGUUGAUUUAGGUAAAGUUGAUAUUGUUCGACUACUAUUAAAACAUAAAGCAAAUCCGAAUACAAAAGAUUCAUCCAAUUGGACACCUGUACAUGUGGCAUCUGCGCAUAAUGAUUUAAACAUUCUCCGUUUAUUGUUGAGUCGUGGUGGAAAAGUAAAUAUCACAGAUCAAUACGGUCAAACACCAUUACAAUGGGCAAGAGAAACAAAAUCAAAAGAUGUUCUUCAUUACUUGAAAAAAAUUGGUGCUAAAGAAUAUACCAGUAGUAUAUCACUCAGUACUGGUGCAGCCACGCCAUCAAUACCAUCAAUAACAACUGAACAUCACCCGCACUCGCCUACUCAUCAUCAUCCUCAUCGUAGAGGGAAAAAAUUAUCGAAAACGAAAGCGACGAGUAACGAUGACGAACAAAUGGCUGAAUGUAUGACACAAUCUCCAUCAACUGGAGUUCAACACAACGCAUUGAAAGGUCGAUUAAAUCAAUAUAAAAGUAAUAAAAUGCAAACGUCUAUAGGUGAAGAAAUGGAUAUUGAACAAUAA